Molecule: messenger RNA, 1617 nt
Organism: [Torrubiella] hemipterigena
Lineage: Eukaryota; Fungi; Ascomycota; Sordariomycetes; Hypocreales; Clavicipitaceae
Source: the annotation of a GenBank genome assembly
CUCUCGCCGACGGGUUCCCCAUUGGGCAAAAUCGGCUUUGGCAUUGUCUUCCCCGCCCCCACCAAUGACGGACCAUCUAACCUGCAAACGCUUCUUAAACAGCUGGGCCCUCACAUUUGCGUUUCUUCCUUUCUAUCCCCUCAAUUCCCCUCUCUACUACCAAACGAUUCUUCAAAAUGGCCCCUACUUCAUUCAAGCUCAACACUGGCCAGGAUAUUCCUGCCGUCGGUCUCGGCACCUGGCAAUCCAAGGCCGGCGAGGUCGAAAAGGCUGUUUCAUACGCCCUCCAGAACGGAUACAAGCUUGUGGACGGGGCCUACUGUUACGGAAACGAAGAUGAAGUCGGUGCUGGCCUCAAGGAAGCCUUUGCCAAUGGCGUCAAGCGCGAGGACGUCUUUGUCAUGACCAAGGUCUGGGCCACCUACAACACCCGUGUCGGCGAGGCCAUCGAAAAGAGCUUGAAGAGCCUUGGAUUGGACUACGUUGACAUGUACCUCAUUCACUGGCCUGUUCUCCUCAACCCCGAAGGCAACGAUGACAAGUUCCCUACCCUCCCCGACGGCUCCCGCGAUAUUCUCCGCGACUGGAACCACGUUGAGGCCUGGAAGCAGAUGGAGGCCCUGGUUGAGACCGGCAAGGUCAAGGCUAUCGGUGUUUGCAACUACAGCAAGAAAUACCUUGAGGAGCUUCUCCCUGUGGCCAAGAUUGUCCCUGCCAUCAACCAGAUCGAGAACCACCCCAGCCUUCCCCAGCAGGAGAUUGUCGAUCUCUGCCGCGAAAAGGGCAUCCACAUUGUCUCCUACAGCCCUCUUGGCAGCACUGGCAGCCCUCUCAUGACGUGCGAGCCUGUCGUCAAGGUUGCUGAGAAGAAGGGUGUUUCGGCGGGCACUGUUCUCCUGAGCUACCAUGUCGCUCGUGGAAGCACUGUCCUCGCCAAGUCUGUCAACCCUGACCGCAUCAAGGCCAACACUCAGAUUGUCGACCUUGACGCUGAGGACAUGAAGCUGCUCAACGAUUACUCUGACGAUCUCACCAAGAGGGGAGAGCUUAAGCGCUACGUCUACCCUCCCUUCGGUGUCGACUUUGGCUUCCCCGACAAGUCGUAAAUACAAAAACUGGCGAUGCUCUAACGAUGAAGUAAUACAUAGACCUUUGAUUUUUGAUAUAAAUGAAUAAAUAAAUUGACAUGAUUUUCUGAUCAGCCCCUGUUUUCUAAUACACUAUAAACUUGCUAAAACGCCACUCAAGAGACUCUGCUCGUCUCUUCAUGCAUGCACGACACCUAACAAAUCAUUUUCAAAUCCAAACUAUUUAGUUAAGCGCUCAUAUCAAUCAUAACCUUCAAGACAAGUUUACCGUCGUCAUCCUUUACCUUGCCGGCAGUCGCAAAGGCCUGGGGAAUAUUCUCCAUGCCCUUGAUGCGAUGUGUGACGAGGGUGCUCAGAUCAGGCAUUCCCCUGGGGGGAUUCGACAGCAUCUCAAUGGCUCGAGGAUAGGUGUUUGCGUAGCGGAAAACACCAACCAAGUCAACUUCACGGAGCGCAGCUGCGGACAUGGGAAGCGUGAGGAUUGGCGUACCCAUGCCGAUAAUCAUGACCUUGCCGCCGGGCUUGGUGC